Episyrphus balteatus (marmalade hoverfly) is the source of this 695-nucleotide messenger RNA. It is a transcript of the gene mRpL30, whose product is annotated as 39S ribosomal protein L30, mitochondrial. NCBI's taxonomy places the organism in Eukaryota, Metazoa, Arthropoda, Insecta, Diptera, Syrphidae. Bases 107 to 652 code for a protein of 181 amino acids. The record is from RefSeq and is a predicted model, not a curated record. The transcript has 2 exons. Gene Ontology annotation, molecular function: structural constituent of ribosome. Gene Ontology annotation, cellular component: mitochondrion; large ribosomal subunit. Gene Ontology annotation, biological process: translation.
AAAACAUCUGUGUUGUUUCAUAACUUUUCAACCACACUCUUGUCUUUCGGUAAAAAAUAGUAGUGUGUUUUUCUAAUUUGUAUUUAUAAAUUAAAAACAGGACAAAAUGGAAGUUUCAAACCUUUUGAACGCUUUACGUCGUUUAUCUAUCCAACCCAUCCGUACGUAUGGAAAGCAUAACAAGAAAUAUGUGUACACCGAUGGAAUAAAGUACGAAGGAAUUUAUUACUACCCACGCACAAAAGACCACCAAGAUCCACCAAUAACUCCAGCUAAGCUAUUCCGUGUUCAAAGAAUCAAACCUGUCAAGGGCAACCCUUACUGGGAAAAACGAAUCCUUAAAGACCUUGGGUUAGAUGGAAAACAGGGUAACUUUACUGUUGUCAAAAAUAUCCCCGAAAAUAACGCACGGCUAUGGAAGAUCAAACACCUGCUUAAAGUCACUCCAAUCACAUUUAAAUACGGUGAGCCCACAGAGAACGACAUCAAACAUACUAUCCUUAAGGAAAACGGAGAAUGUAUUGUCACCAAAGAAAUUGGUCAGUUAGAAAAACGUUUUGAGGCUACUGAAAAAUUCGAAGCCGAUCCAAAAAGACUAGACACAGAUCUAUUGAAGAAAGAUGCUCGCCUUAAAUGGUUAAAUAAUUGGUAAAAAUGAAAACAAUAAAAUCCAAAUUUCUGAAAUAGUAAAAAAA